AUGCUGUUACCCCUCGCCAGCGGCCCGGCCCCGUCUCGAACUUACCGGCCCCCUUCCCGCACUGACCGGCCCCCUUCCCGCACUUACCCGCCCCGUCCCGCACUGACCCAGCCCCGCUUCCCGCACUUGCCGCCCGUCCCGCACUUACCGGCCCCUUCUCGCACAACUUCAGCAGCCCCCUUCCGCACUACCAGCCCCCUCCGCACUUGCCGGCCCCGUCCGCAACUUACGCGCCCCCUUCCCGCACUAGCAGCCCCCGUCCGCACUUACCAGCCCCUUCCCGCACUACCGGCCCCCGCCGCGCCGCGCUCGCCCGCGUGCGGGAUCCGCGCCGCCUGCGCGAUCCGCGCCUCGGUGCUGCACGGUGCUUCUGGGCUGCGACGCGGGGAGGUGACUGCCUGCCCAGCAAGUCUCAUCUCCAGCCACUCCAUACCUGGCUCCCGGGCCAGCAGCGCCAGCAUGUCCCAGAAGGGCGCGGCGACAGGCGCAGCUGGGGAGCGGGCACUGCAGGCCAUGGCAGGAGGACCAACCCAGCUGAUGCCCCUCAACCCCGCGCCACACGAAGCCUGCCAGAGCUGA
Messenger RNA from Manacus vitellinus (golden-collared manakin), 579 nucleotides. Its product is annotated as translation initiation factor IF-2-like. The record is from RefSeq and is a predicted model, not a curated record. Lineage: Eukaryota; Metazoa; Chordata; Aves; Passeriformes; Pipridae. Bases 1 to 579 code for a protein of 192 amino acids. The transcript has a single exon.